Rotaria sp. Silwood2 is the source of this 1506-nucleotide messenger RNA. NCBI's taxonomy places the organism in Eukaryota, Metazoa, Rotifera, Eurotatoria, Philodinida, Philodinidae. The record is from the annotation of a GenBank genome assembly.
AUGAUACGAUUGAGAAAGGUAUCCUUGGUGAACGACAUCCGAAAGAAUCGUACUCCACUCUAUUAUUGGUCUCUCGGUGCUGGUUUCAUUACAACCGUAUCUUUUAUUACAUUUGGUUAUUUUUAUUAUUCAUAUAAGAUCAGACAAAGAACAAAAGAAGGUAUUAAAAAAGGUGAAAUUGAACGUAUUGUCAGUACUGAAGGUUUAAAUAGUCAAGAAUUAGAAAAAGCGAUUGGUUUAUUUCAAAAACAACGAAUUCACGAACAAAUUCAAGUUGAUAAUUACGAACGAUAUCAAAAAUUACGUAAUAAACGUCGUGAACAAGAAGCAUCAAAUGAACAUGUUAAUCAUAUUGUAACAUCAAUUUUAAAUAAAAGACAACGAAAUGUUAUUGAACAACAACAAACAUUUAUUCGAAAAAAUACAGAUGAAAAUAAUAAAAGAAAUAAUUAUCUUGUGGAUAAAUUUACAUCAAAAAAACGAACCAUUUCAUCAAAAGAAAAUGUCAUGAAUCCAAUAACAAAACUUAUUUCUCCAAAAAAGAAAGCUCCUAUUGAAAUUAAUGAUGAUGAUGAUUUUAUGACAAUAAGAAAGCGCCCUAAAGUUAUUCAUCAACCAAAAAUAAAUUCUAUUGUAAGAAAAAAUGAUUCAAUUAAAGAAUGUCUUGAAUCAAUUUUAAUACAAAUCGAAAAUAAUGAUGUAACAUGUCCUAUUUGUAAUCAAGUUUUAUCCAACUUAAGUACUAUUGAUCAACGCCAACAACAUGUUAAUCGAUGUCUUGAAGAACCUCAAAUUAUAAAUGUUGAAGCAAAACAUCAAAAAACUUUAUUAUCUUAUACAAAACCUUUAUCUACUAUUCGAAAACCAACAACAGCAACAACAUUAUCUAAUUUCAAAUGUCAAAUUUGUGGAAUGUCAUUUCAUGUAAAACAUACUUAUUUAUCACAUCUUAAAAAAUGUUCCAAUCAAAACAGUGUUCAAUUAAAACAUGCUGUUAAUUUUGCUGCCAAAACUAUAGCAAAUAUCAAUGAAACAAAACCAAUUACUACAGUAAAGAAACAAAUAGGAACUAAUAUUAAAAAUCGAAUUAUUAAAAUGGAAAUACCAAAAACUGAAGAUGAUGAACAACAACAAUUAGCAAUCGCACUUUCAACUUCAAUUAAAACUGCUUUAGAACCUCCUAAUGCUUUCGAUAUCCUUCAAGCUGCCUCAAAAAAAGCCAAAACAAUAGAUUUAUUAACAACACCACUGUGGAAUGUCUCAAUGAACGACAAACUAAAAUUAUGUUCAACACGUUUAUCAAAUCUAUGCGAACGCCUUAUUACAAUAAUAUCUUCAGAAAAUUCAUAUAAAUUUCCUGUAAGUUCUCUUCAAGUUAUUUCUCAAACAAAUUUUGGUCACGUCAAUUGGUGGAAUAUAACAACAACUGAUCCUCAUGAUGAUGAAGUCCCGAUGACGCAAUUAGCUCGAAUACUUGAUGAUAAUGAUGAUGAACUAACGAUAUGA